This is a messenger RNA of Paramuricea clavata, 2127 nucleotides long. The record is from the annotation of a GenBank genome assembly. Lineage: Eukaryota; Metazoa; Cnidaria; Anthozoa; Malacalcyonacea; Plexauridae.
GACAGUAUGAAUGACUCUGGAUACACUAGCCCACCAAGACUUUCAGGUGUGGCUUUAGAAGAAACAACACAUUUCUUCAUGAAAACAAGAAAAUCAAACCUUAUGGCUGAUACAUUUGUUGCAAGAAAUAGCGAAAUCCUUGGUCGUGUGGUAUCGCGUAAGGUUGAGAUGAAAUUGGAUAAUACCCUCUUUUGGGCAAAACUCCGUGAUCACGAUGGGAAAAAAUUCUGGGUGCCAUUCUCUCUGCCAUGUAGUUUUAUUCAAAUGAAAACAGAAGUAAAAUGGGAAGAAAUAAGUGGAAAAGUCUAUGAUUAUGUAAUAAAUCUAGAUGAUACCAAACCGUACUCGAAACCGCAAAGUGAACUUACUAAGCCUUCGGACUAUAAACUAUUUUUUAUAUCACUUAACCGGAAAUACAAGACGGCGAUAACCCAUGUUGAUCACAAAAAACUGGGUUGUGACGUCGACGUUUGUGUAAUUGCAAGUCCUGACCAAACCUUCAAGGAAGCGCUCGUGAAAGAUGGGCGUUUUAAAAAUAUAGACCGUUAUAUUUUGAAUCAACAGGUAGAAGGAGGGGUAGGACCCAUAGUUGACAUAAACGACAGGCCGGCUACCUUGUCGGAAGAACGUGUUUUAGAAGUCAAAGUGAGAACUGUUGUACAGUCAACAGGUGACAAGUGUUCCAACUAUCCUAUGGCUUCGACCUCCGAGAGCACAAGUGAUGUCAACAUAGCAAAGCAAUCUGUCUCCAAGACUCUGAGGAAGAAACCGAAUUUUAAUAAACUAACUGGUAAACUGUGGGCGGAAAAUGUAGUGUACGUGUUUUCCAAGGACGUUGGUGAUUUAACAAAAGAAGAAAUGUUGUUGGAAAUGGUAGAAUGCCUACGAGCUCGUGCUUGGUGCACAUUAGUUGGCCCAAAAGGCAGACUAGGGAACAAAUACGAGAAAUCUCUCCAGGAGCUUGCAAAGAUUCAGUUUGCAAACCACAACGUUAUUGCUCGACCAGUAUGGUUUACCAAAACUUUAUCUAAAUUCUACGACUCAAUAGGCUACCUAAAAUGUGGUAGUGUUACAGCAACGUGCUUCUUAGUGGAGAAAAAUAUAAUCGCUACAAAUUGGCAUGUUGUCAAAGACAUCGAAAUAGCCCAAAGAUCAUCUACGCGGUAUGAAGUGUAUGUUCACUUCGAUUACGAAAAGAAUAAGCAACGGCUAUCAAACGGGCAUAAGUUGAGGCCUCUUUCUGACAAACAGAAUGUAAUCUGUAAACAGUUCGAUUACGCUUUUCUCUUUCUUGAGGAUGUCGUUGAGAAGAAAUUAACGCUGGGCAAAUUUGUUCGAUGUAAGGUGCCUGAACAGGGAAAGGUGUGUAUCGUAGGGCAUCCUUGUGGCGAUGAAAAACAGGAAGAAAUGUGUCCCAUCCUGCCACUUCACGAAGACAGACGGUCUUUGGAAUUGGAAAGGCGUCUCGCAAAAAACGAGGAGCUGUAUGAAAACAACCCGACGUUCUGCAUGUAUCGUUCAAAAAUUCAAAAGCUUUAUGGUGACAGGACAGCCCUGACCUAUGACGUAGGUGCGAUGUUCGAAGGGUCAAGUGGUGCUCCUGUAUUCGACAUGAGCUGUAAUAUUGUUGCGCUCCACACCCUAGGUUUCCGCUUGGGAGAAACCAGCAUCGUUGAGGUGGGCGUAACAUUCAAAGCCAUCAUUGACAAUUUGAAAGCAAGCGGGCGUUUAGACUUUGUAACAUUGUGUUUUCGGCAUUGCCACGAUGAAAAGGAGGAUGACGAGGAGGAGUCUAAGGAUGAGGAGUUGAAGGGUGAGGAGGAGAAGAAGUCUGAGGAUGAGGAGGAAUUUGAGGGGAAGGACGAGGAGGAGUCUGAAAAGGAGUUUGAGGGGGAGUAUGACGAUGAGCAGGUGGAGGACGAGGAGGAGUCUAAGGAUGAGGAGUUGAAGGGUGAGGAGGAAAAGAAGUCUGAGGAUGAGGAGGAAUUUGAGGAGAAGGACGAGGAGUCUGAGGAUGAGGAGUUGGAGGAAUAUGAGGAUGAGGAGUUGGAGGACGAGGAGGAGUCUGAGGAGGAGCUGGUGGUGGUAGAUAUGGAUAUUGAUAUGUUAAUUGGAAAUAACAACUGA